Molecule: messenger RNA, 2596 nt
Organism: Protopterus annectens (West African lungfish)
Lineage: Eukaryota; Metazoa; Chordata; Ceratodontiformes; Protopteridae
Gene: DBH
Product: dopamine beta-hydroxylase
Exons: 12
Coding region: 1-1860 (619 amino acids)
Biological process (GO): norepinephrine biosynthetic process; octopamine biosynthetic process; dopamine catabolic process
Cellular component (GO): secretory granule membrane
Molecular function (GO): copper ion binding; dopamine beta-monooxygenase activity
Source: RefSeq, a predicted model, not a curated record
AUGCAAGGUGCAGACAGCAGGCUUUGCUUUAAAAAACUGAAACUACGAGAAAUAGUUUCUAUCUACUUCAUGAUGAUUGCCGUUUUUCUAGUAAUUCUUGUAGCCUCCUUUCAAGGCUCAGACUCCAAAGAAAACCAUUUCCCUUACAAAGUUGUACUGGAUCCAUACAGUACUUUAAUAUUAUCAUGGAAUGUUAGUUAUGCAGAAGAAAUGCUACACUUCCAAUUACUUGUUAAAGAGACAAAAUACGGUUUGCUGUUUGGGAUGUCAGACAGAGGCGAGUUUGAAAAUGCUGAUUUUGCUAUUCUUUGGAGUGACGGGCUUAAUUCAUAUUUUGGGGAUGCAUGGAGUGACCAAUAUGGCUACAUCCAUCUGGAUUCUAAACAGGACUAUCAGCUUUUGGAUGCACAUAAAACACAGGAUGGGCUUUAUUUGCUUUUCAAGCGAGCAUUCAGCACAUGUGAUCCCAAGGAUUACUUAAUAGAGGAUGGGACUGUUCAUAUUGUGUAUGGUUUUCUGGACCACCCAACAGACUCUGUUCAAGGCAUUAAUAUUUCUUCUAUACCAAGAGGAAUGCAAAGGGUCCAGCUACUGAAGACCAAUAUAAGUAUUCCAGAACUUCCCAUGGAUGUUAAAACAAUAGAAAUUGUAGCUCCUAAUGUGACCAUUCCAGGCCAAGAAACUACAUACUGGUGUUAUAUCACAGAGCUUCCACAAAACUUCCGAAAGCAUCAUAUUGUAAAGUAUGAAGCAGUGAUAACACAAGGCAACCAAGCAUUAGUACAUCACAUGGAGGUGUUUCAGUGUGCUCCGCAGUUUGAAACGAUCCCUUAUUAUAACGGCCCAUGUGACUCCAAGAUGAAACCAGAGCGAUUGAACUACUGCAGGCAUGUGCUUGCUGCAUGGGCAAUGGGAGCAGAGCCAUUCUACUAUCCCAAGGAUGCAGGCCUCGCUUUUGGUGGAGAGACUUCAUCCAGAUUCCUACGCCUUGAAGUUCACUACCACAACCCUCUAAAACUUAAAGGUCAUAAGGAUUCUUCAGGGAUUCGCUUAUACUAUACACCAACUCUACGGAGAUAUGAUGCUGGAAUAAUGGAAUUAGGUUUGGUGUACACUCCUGUGAUGGCUAUUCCACCUCAAGAAACCAAUUUUGUCCUGACAGGCUACUGCACUGAUAAAUGCACUCAGACAGCUCUUCCUGCAAAUGGAAUUCAUAUUUUCGCAUCUCAGUUGCAUACUCACCUGACUGGAAGAAAAGUUGUGACAACAUUAGUUCGACAAGGAAAAGAAACAGAAAUUGUCAAUAUAGACAAUCACUUCAGUGCACAUUUCCAGGAAAUAAGAAUGCUAAAGAAACAAGUCACUGUUCUCCCAGGAGAUGUAUUAAUAACUUCAUGCACAUAUAAUACCAUGGACCGCGAACAAGCAACAGUGGGUGGCUUUGGAAUUAUGGAAGAAAUGUGUGUUAACUACGUCCAUUAUUACCCACUAACUGAGUUAGAGCUCUGUAAGAGUGCUGUUGAUCUAGGAUCCCUGCAGAAGUAUUUUAUCUUCAUGAGCAGGUUUAAUGACGAUGAAAUAUGUACCUGCCCUCAGGCAUCGAUAACAGAGCAAUUUGAUUCUGUUCCCUGGAACUCGUUUAGUAGGGAAGUUUUGAAAUCGCUCUAUGAUUUUACUCCAAUAUCUAUGCACUGCAAAAAGUCGACAUCUGUCAAAUUCCCUGGAGACUGGGAAAAACAGCCAUUGCCAAAGAUCACCAGCACACUAAUCGAAGAGAAGCAAAACUGUCCUGUAUCCCACAGUUUGCUACCAGAAUCUCCAAGUCUUGUUCAUGUUAAAGAAAAAAAGUACAAUAAAUAAGAUCAGCAAUGGUGCAUUCCUAAGGCUUCGACUGUAACUGCUGCCAUAUUAUAUUGUGCAGCAUGCAUGCAUCGAUUGUGUGGAAAUAUUGAUUAUAGAAAUAUUUGCAGUGGAGAUAUCUGCCAUUUGAAAGUGAUUUGAAAAUGAAAUUGUGAUACAUUCAUCCUUAAUAGAUGCCUUGUAUGAUUUGAUCCAUCUGAAUACAGAACGUUUCUUCUGAGGUUUUGUUCAACAGAGUACAAAACAGAUUGUACUCAGAAGAAUCCAAAUACAGCCACAAAACCAAAUAUGUCAAGUUUCAAUAUCUUAACACUGCUGAAAGACACAGAUCUAUGGUGACAAUUUUAUAUGAAGAUGGAUUUGUACAGAAUACUGAUUGAAUUCUCUGGCAUCAUUCAUAUAAGACUGACAGAAGAAACAAAAGAAAGUGUAGACUGACACACUGGGCAAGAUAAAUGGUAUUAAAAAUCAUCUCAAGUGUAACCAGUAACAAUAUUUUUGUUCCUGUAUAGUGUACCAACAAAUUCACUUCUGUAGUCCUUUGAGUGUAAAGUGCAUGCUGUACUGUUGAAGAACAAAAAUGAUAUCUUCAGUUAUGAUCAGGAGACUGAUAAGGAUUUGUUGUUAUGAGAGUCAGCGUAUCUAAACUAGUGAGUCAAACGUAUGAUUUGGCUUAACAUUUUAAGUUCCUUGCUUUUGUUUUGAUUUAACUAAUAAAGUAUUGUUCCAGGACACA